UUGAUGGGUCAUAGUAUUCUCUCAUUGGCCAUUUCCGUGUGCUUGAGCUGUUGAUAGUGACCCCUUUUUACGGCACCGGAUUCCUGAUUCAAUAUCACUUGUUGUAGAUUAUUACUUCUGCUAUAAGCAUCGGUUUGUGGGUUCCUUCUGUUACAAGAAUCGCAUCGUUCCAAAUCAAAGAGAAAAUGGGUAAUCUGCUCUGUUGUGUUCAAGUUGAUCAGUCAACAGUUGCUAUCAGGGAGAGAUUUGGGAAGUUUGAUGAAGUUCUUGAUCCUGGAUGCCACUGCCUACCUUGGAUUCUUGGAAGCCAGCUUGCUGGUCAUCUGUCACUGAGGUUGCAGCAGUUGGAUGUCCGUUGUGAGACCAAGACGAAGGACAAUGUAUUUGUUACUGUUGUUGCUUCUAUUCAAUACCGUGCUCUGGCUGAUAAAGCAAGUGAUGCUUUCUACAAGCUCAGCAACACAAGGAGUCAAAUCCAGGCCUAUGUUUUUGAUGUAAUCAGGGCAAGUGUUCCAAAACUUAAUUUGGAUGAUGCUUUUGAGCAGAAGAAUGAUAUUGCCAAGGCUGUGGAAGACGAACUUGAGAAGGCUAUGUCUGCUUAUGGAUAUGAGAUUGUGCAAACACUUAUUGUUGAUAUAGAACCAGAUGAGCAUGUGAAGCGGGCAAUGAAUGAAAUAAAUGCAGCUGCAAGAUUGAGGGUGGCGGCUAAUGAGAAGGCAGAGGCUGAGAAAAUUCUACAGAUUAAGAGAGCUGAGGGUGAGGCUGAAGCAAAGUAUCUUGCUGGACUGGGUAUAGCUCGCCAGCGACAAGCAAUUGUGGAUGGGUUAAGGGAUAGUGUACUGGGCUUCUCUGAAAACGUGCCAGGAACCACUGCAAAAGAUGUCAUGGAUAUGGUCCUUGUCACUCAAUAUUUUGACACAAUGAAGGAAAUUGGCGCAGCCUCUAAAUCCUCUGCUGUCUUCAUUCCCCAUGGUCCUGGUGCCAUUGCUGAUGUUGCUACUCAGAUUCGCAAUGGACUUCUUCAGGCUACUGCCCACCAAUAACUUCACUGCAUUUCAAGUUUUUUCUGGUUUUGUGUUGGCUCAAGCAAGCUUUUGUUUGUCUGCAAAUAUUUUAUUGGUUGAUGUUUUCCUAUGUGAGAAAUCUGUGGAUAGUUGUUCUCGUUUUUGCUGCCUUUGUUCAUAGUUGUCUAGUGCAAAAAGCUUUAAGCAUAGUAACAUAUUCACCUUUGUAUUGUAAAUUGCAAACAUACUGUCGCAAUAACAAAGCUUUGUGGAUUUUUUUUUAUUAAGCGGUUGCCAGUGA
This is a messenger RNA of Jatropha curcas, 1305 nucleotides long. It is a transcript of the gene HIR1, whose product is annotated as SPFH/Band 7/PHB domain-containing membrane-associated protein family. The record is from RefSeq and is a predicted model, not a curated record. NCBI's taxonomy places the organism in Eukaryota, Viridiplantae, Streptophyta, Magnoliopsida, Malpighiales, Euphorbiaceae.